AUGUCUGCUCCUCCUCCCCCGCCGACGCUCCCCGACCUGGAUUCCGGACCGCGCAGCUUCAUCACAACCGAUCAGGACCAUGGAGGCAUCGCGCUCACGAUUUCGACGUUGAUGGCAACGUGGGUGGUGCUGUGCUUCUUCGUGCGUAUCUACAUGAGAGCGACAGUCUCCGGCCCCUUCGGAAUGGACGACAUUGUGUGCAGCAUAGCGACGAUAUUCGGCGUCAUACAAAUGAUCGUUUCCUCGGCUGCUGUGUCUUUUGGAUUCGGAAAAGCGCUUGAACUGCUGACCGAGGCGCAAAUCGAUCAAGCUUCGAAGGCGGUGUAUGCGGCGCAACUGCUCUACAUUGUCACGAACACUCUAACAAAGUGUACUGUUGCGCUUCUGCUUGCGCGCAUCGUUUUCAUCAAGAGCCGUGUCUACGCUUGCUACGGAGUUCUCGCAGCUUCAGUCGUUUGGGGCGUGGGAUCGUUCCUUGCAGAAGCCAUUCGAUGCACAGGUAGCCCGCCUUGGAAGACUGUGGGAUCGCAAUGCAGCAAUCUCUUCCUCGCGUGGCAAGUGAUCACUGCCUUCAAUGUAAUCCUUGAGGCGGUGCUCCUUGCAGUCCCUGUUUGGCUUGUUUGGGGCCUGCAAACUGAUCUCAUGAGGAAAUUCACCGUAGUUGCUGUUUUCUGGCUACGAUCACCAGUUAUCGUCGCAGCACUCAUUCGCAUUCAUUUCCUUGGAAACACAAUCGGAUCUCCCGAACCUCUACUCCGAGGCGUCGUGCCAUUCAUUCUCCUGAACGUGGAGAUGCACUACGGCCUCAUGGCAGCCACAAUGCCUACGCUCAAACCGUUCGUUGGAGCUUUCAAUACCGGCUGGGGAACAUACGACACCACCGGUCAAAGCGGCUACGGCCAGAAUAGCAGCGGGUCGUAUGCCAUGCAAUCCCUGGACAGGAGGAGCAAUAAGAGCAAGAAGGCAGGGUCCAAGCAGAAUAGUGCCCUGAGGAGCACCGACAGAGACCCGCCCUCGUUCAGCAAGAACAUCACACAUAUCCGCUCCAUACCAGUCAGGGAUGCCGACUCACCGAGAGCGCAAUCGGCGGAGAGCUCGGAGUCGCAACAGAUGAUUAUCCGUCAGACACUCACAACAGAGGUGCAUUACGAGGAAGAGGAGGCGCGGCGGCGGGAACUCAACUCCAGCAGGGGGAACGACUCGAUUGAUUACAACUUGCAUGUCAAGCAACAAUGA
Messenger RNA from Zasmidium cellare ATCC 36951, 1236 nucleotides. RefSeq lists its product as uncharacterized. NCBI's taxonomy places the organism in Eukaryota, Fungi, Ascomycota, Dothideomycetes, Mycosphaerellales, Mycosphaerellaceae. The transcript is spliced from 5 exons. The record is from RefSeq and is a predicted model, not a curated record. Bases 1 to 1236 code for a protein of 411 amino acids.